Bicyclus anynana (squinting bush brown) is the source of this 1336-nucleotide messenger RNA. RefSeq names its product LDLR chaperone boca (gene boca). The transcript has 3 exons. Bases 145 to 705 code for a protein of 186 amino acids. Gene Ontology annotation, biological process: protein folding. NCBI's taxonomy places the organism in Eukaryota, Metazoa, Arthropoda, Insecta, Lepidoptera, Nymphalidae. The record is from RefSeq and is a predicted model, not a curated record.
AAGUUUGAAUUUUUUUGUAUUGCAUUGCGUUGUGAUUUACAUAUUUUCUUUUAAUUCUACAUUACAUUUAGUAAAGAUUACUGUAAUGAAAUUUUCAAAUUGAAAUACUGAAGUACUGUUUAGUGUUUACAUUUAUCCAACGAAAUGUCCAAGUUUAUAUACUUUAUAAUUUUACUUUGUGCAAGUGGGAGUUUCAGUAAAAAAUACAAUGAUGAAGAAAAGCCGACAUGGGCUAAAAAAGACAUUCGUGACUUCAGCGAUGCUGAUAUGGAACGGCUUUUUGAUCAAUGGGAAGAGGAUGAAGAACCUUUACCUGAAGAUGAAAAACCAGAAUAUAUGCGAAAGCCUCCUACAGUAGAUUUUAGCAAACUUGACAUGUCAAGCCCUGAAUCAGUUCUGCAGGCAACCAAAAAAGGUCAAACUUUAAUGAUGUUUGUAACCGUUGCUAACAAACCUUCGAGAGCACGCACAGAGGAGUUAACAAAGAUAUGGCAAACUGGUCUUUGGAGCAACCAUAUACAAGCAGAAAGGUAUCUAAUAGAUGAUGACAGAGCCAUAUUCAUGUUUUCUGAUGGUUCUCAAGCUUGGACAGCAAAAGAGUAUCUGUUAGAACAAGAUGAACUGAAAGAUGUUCAAUUAGAGAGCCAGACAUAUGAAGGCAAACAUCCAGAUGUUAAAAAUAAGGUUCUCAGAGAUGAACUGUAAGAUCUGAAAGAUAAACUAUCUAUAAGUUUUAUUUAUACAAACUUGGUUGUAUCCAAGUAUUAUGUUUUGAUAAGAAUUUUAAUGAGCAAGUCAUCUUAAUGUUUUAAAUAAGAUACUGAUUAAAUGUAAGACAAAAAUAACUUGGUGCAAUUAUGCAGUGGUAUGCACAGAUUUCUCAACCAGGGUAAGCAAUAGGUUGGCAGGACUCUCGAACCUUUAAUGCAUCUACAAAGGACAUGCUACUGUAUCACACAUAUUAUAACAGAUUGUUCCAGAGAAGUUCAAAAUUUAUCAUAUUUUUCUUUGGUUGUAAAUCAGGUAGAACUUUUAUUGCUAUAAAAGCUUAUAUCUGUACCUAUCCGCUACAUAUUUUUGAAACAAUUCCUUACUUUAUUCCAUUUUUAUAAAGUUGUAAAUUUUAUUGUGUUUAAAUUUUUUGAGAUAUAAAUUAAAAAAUUGCUGAAAUACAAGUACUCUUAUUUUAUUAUCCACAAAUUACAAAAAUAAACUUUAAGCAUACAAUUGUUUUCUUAGGCGUCUGUAGCGCGGAAAUGUUCUUCAUCAAUAGUUGAAUAUAUGUGUCCCUCACCGCACAUCCAUUCCAGGGUGUUUCUAGAAAAAAAUAUUUUUU